Messenger RNA from Trypanosoma grayi, 402 nucleotides. RefSeq lists its product as hypothetical. Bases 1 to 402 code for a protein of 133 amino acids. The record is from RefSeq and is a predicted model, not a curated record. Lineage: Eukaryota; Euglenozoa; Kinetoplastea; Trypanosomatida; Trypanosomatidae. The transcript has a single exon.
AUGUGGUUUAUUCAGGUGUACUCAAUCGCACUUGUCCUAGCGCUGGAUCUUGUGUGUCUGUUCCGACUGUGCGUGCUGCAGGAGCCGCUCUCAGUGGCAACCAUGAUGUGGUUUGAUGAAGCCGCUGACAGCGCGCAGGGUGCGCUACUGUUCGCCUUGCUGCUCAUCUAUUUGGCGCUGCCGAANCUCCUUGUGGUGUACGAGCCGCUCAACCAAUGGAUUUUGCUGCUCACUGCCGUUGGGGAGUCCCUCCGUGUGAUGGUGUACUCUGCGCUGUUCGCCGACUAUGAGGGGGCGACGCAGCUCAACACGAUCACACUCACGCUGUUAGGCUACAGCGCGGGGAUCUACUGGCGCAACUGGUACUCAACGAGGAAGAUGUUCUCUCGUUUGACGAAAUGA